Messenger RNA from Xyrauchen texanus (razorback sucker), 3130 nucleotides. RefSeq names its product transcription factor RelB-like. Gene Ontology annotation, molecular function: RNA polymerase II cis-regulatory region sequence-specific DNA binding; DNA-binding transcription factor activity, RNA polymerase II-specific. Gene Ontology annotation, biological process: response to cytokine; innate immune response; inflammatory response. The transcript has 8 exons. Gene Ontology annotation, cellular component: cytoplasm. The record is from RefSeq and is a predicted model, not a curated record. Lineage: Eukaryota; Metazoa; Chordata; Actinopteri; Cypriniformes; Catostomidae. The coding region runs from base 75 to 1574 and encodes 499 amino acids.
UUGUGUGUCUAUUUUUGCAGCAUUCAUACAACUUAAACCAGGUCCCUACCACUCACACUGCUGGUAUAGCACCAAUGCAUGCUAUCCAAGGUUAUAAAGGGGGAUCUCAGCGAGGGGGACAAAGCUCUGCAGUGGUCCAGUGUCUUCCUCCUCAGCAAACUGGAACAGAACAUCUGGAGCUCUUCCUGGAAAAGCCAGAGGUUAUGGUGGUGGAGCAGCCAAAGGAGAGAGGCAUGCGGUUUCGUUAUGAGUGUGAGGGACGAUCAGCAGGCAGCAUCCUUGGAGCCUCCAGCACUGAUGUCAACAAGACCUUGCCUGCCAUUGAAAUUCAAGGCCCCAUCGACAAUAUCAAGAAUGCGACAGUCACCGUGUCUCUUGUGACAAAGGACAUCCCUUACCGCCCUCACCCACACUGCUUGGUUGGGAAAGACUGUUCUGAUGGCAUCUGUGUCAUCCACAUCAAUCCCCAGAGUAGUCGCAGGCACAGCUUUUCAAAUUUGGGCAUCCAGUGUGUGCGGAGGAAAGAACUUGAUGCCUCGCUGCAGAAGAGGAGGAAUAAAAAUAUUGAUCCUUUUAACACGGGACACUCUAAGAGCAUUGAGGACAUGGACAUGAAUGUUGUGAGACUGUGUUUCCAGUGUGAGCUGGAACGAAAAGACGGAGACAGGACCUACCUUGCUCCCGUGGUUUCCAACCCGAUCUAUGACAAGAAGGCGACCACAACAGCAGAACUGAAAAUCAAUCGGCUUAAUGUCAUCAGAGGCCCCUGCACAGGAAAGACUGAAAUUUACAUGCUCUGUGACAAAGUGCAAAAAGAUGACAUUGACAUAAUCUUCAGCUUGGAGGACUGGGAGGCCAAAGCGGAGUUUGCUCAGACCGAUGUCCACAGACAGAUCGCCAUCGUCUUUAAGUCCCCACCCUUCAGGGAGCAGAACACAUCUGAGGAGGUAGAGGUCAAUGUGUGUCUACGCCGCAUGUCUGAUCGGAUGGACAGCGAGCCAGUCAAGUUCACCUACGUUCCAGACAAUGCAGAUCCCUAUGGAGUAAAUCGCAAGAGGAAAAUAAAAUCGGACAUUAAAUUCAGCGAGCAGUGCAGUGUCCCUCAAGUUCAAGACAUAACCAUGAAUGAACCCAGCACAUCACAGCCAUUCGACCCAUUCUACGUUCCCAACACUCCCUUGGCAAUCCCUGCUCUGGACGGGGUCAUCCACAUGCAAUCCCAGGGCAUGGAGGAAAUUCACUAUAAUGAGGACUUUAAACAGGAGGACAGUUGUGUUAGCCUGGACCAAGAGUCUUUGGAAAAAAUCCUACAUAGCCUCACUCAGUGCUUUGAUGCGCAAGGUCCAGACCAGCUUAUCACGCAGUUUCUUUUAGGAUCUGAUUUCAACUUCACUGUAGAUGGCACCAAUACAAAACCAAACUUAGCGGUCAACCAACCAAUGAUGAACAUGGCGUCUAUAAAUGAUGCACACUUCAGUCAGAUGGUGUGUGAGAAUCAGGUGUAUCCACCAGACCUGGAAAACAUCGAAGGCCUCUUAGGCCCAGUGAAGAGUGAGAACAAGCAGGACCUUUGAAUGCCUCUAAAGACUCUUGCGUCUUGACUUUUGGGGCUUUGUAUGUAGAGUCGAUGCUGACUUUUAAAUAAUUGUGGACCAGGAAAAGAUUUGGACUAAGUCUAACUUUGUUUGUGACUGCCAAACCAGUUUAUCUAGCACUGUUUAACAUCCAGUUUGGUAGUGUGUAAAUAUUAAUGAAGGAUAAUGCCUGCUUUGCCGAAAUGUGGCAGCCAAUGAAAGGAACUUUAAGGAACUUAAAGGGAUAGUGCACCCAAAAAAAUUAAAAUUCUAUUGUCGUUUACUCACCUGUAUGUCUUUUCAAAACUAUUUGUGGAGGUGUUCGACAAUCUCAGUCACCAUUUACUUGCAUUGUAUGGAAAAUAGAGCUGUGUUAACAUUGUUCAAAAUUUCUCUUCUUGUGUUUCAUUGAAAAAAGAAAGUCAAACAGGUCUGGACAUGACAUGAGUGUUAGUAAAUAACGACAGAUUUUUCAUUUUUUAGUGUACUAUCUCUUUAAAUUAAAAAUCAGAUUCUAAGCAACUCGAGCCACUGUAGUGUAUCAGAGAGAAGCAUGUAGCCAUUGUGUAUUCAAGUAGUCAUUAAAAUGGGAGCAAGUAAUGCUGCUCAACUGCUUUUUAUUGUGCCAGUUAUGAAAUGUGACUGUCAUUCGCUAAUUUAUUGUGUGGGUUUUUUGAGCCAAUCCCAGUAGUAUCUAGUAGAUGGUCCCAGAAUCAAAUUCACUAACAUAUUUAUGUUUUGUAUGUUCAAUUGUAAUUGAAUGGGUGAGAUUUCUGAUCCAUUCAACCAUAGAGGAAUUUCAUUAACAGCAUUAAGGUUACAAAAUUACACAUUUGACCGUAAUUCUGAAGUUCAAGUAGUUUAUUAAUGGAAUUAAUACCUCAAAUUGUUUUUACUUUUUAUAAUUUUUUUAUGUCUUAACUUGCCGAAACAAGCAGCAGGACAUUUAGUCAUAUGUUUGAUUCCCAGGGAAUUCAUGGACUAAUAUAAAAUGUAUAGCCUGAAUGCGCUGUAAUUUGAUUUGGAUAACAGCAUUUUCCAAUUGCGUAAUAUUAAUAUGUGAAAGUAAACUCCUCUUUAGUGUCUUUCUGCAGUGUUUCGCUGGGUAGUUCCACCCACAGAGAAAUCUCAUUGGUCCAUGUGGAGCAGAAUAUAAGUGAAUACAAAGUCCCUUUCAGUCUCUGGUAUAAAGCAAAUGUUAAAUAUGUUCUGAUUGACUCAGCAUUUUCUGGAAAAAUUACUUGAUGAUAAAAAUCCAGUCGCACCAUGCCUGGUUUGGAUAUGUAUUAAAAUGUAUCAGGACAAUGCAUAAUUUUCAUAUACAGUAGUUAGUAGCAAACAGACUUUAGUGUUUUUUUUUCCGUGAUGUAGAUGUUCAUUUUAAUAUACAUCAAUGUUGAAGGAAGCCAGUAUCACAGUAGGAUUGUUGUAAUCAUUGGAAAACAUAUAUAAUGUCCAUAAUACUGCUGUGAUGUGCUGUGUAAAAAAAUUCUAGCCUUGUUGCUAUUGUUUCUUUCCGCUUCUUAUACUAUGUUACUGUUAGAGUCAAUAUUAAA